UUCAGGCAUUUGGAAAUUGCUCACAAGGAUGAACCAGACUUGUGGAGGUCUACAAUUUAUUUUCUGAGGUCUUGGCUGAUUUCUUUAGAUUUUCCCAUGAUGUCAAGCAAAGAGGCGCUGAGUUUGAAGGUAGGCCUUGAAAUACAUCCACAGGUACACCUCCAAUUGACUCAAAUGAUAUCAAUUAGCCUAUCAGAAGCUUCUAAAGCCAUGACAUCAUUAUCUGGCAUUUUCCAAGCUGUUUAUAGGCACAGUCAACUUGGUUUAUGUAAACUUCUGACCCACUGGAAUUGUAAUACAGUGAAUUAUAAGUAAACAGUUGUUGGAAAAAUGACUUGUGUCAUGCACAAAGUAGAUGUCCUAACCGACUUGCGAAAACUAUAGUUUCUUAACAAGAAAUUUGUGGAGUGUUUGAAAAACGAGUUUUAAUGACUCCAACCUAAGUGUAUGUAAACUUCCGACUUCAACUGUAUGUGUGAAAUUAGAUUUGGUACUGUUUAGGUUAGGUUUUGAGGCAAUUAUUGGGGUGAUUAUCAACUGGGCCCGGCACCUUCCGCUGAAGGAGGGAGCAGGUCCUACUGUAGGGAGAAGGAGGUGAGCAGGCCCUACUGUAGGGAGAAGGAAGGGAGCAGGUCCUACUGUAGGGAGAAGGAAGGGAGCAGAUCCUACUGUAGGGAGAAGGAAGGGAGCAGGUCCUACUGUAGGGAGAAGGAGGAUGCAGGUCCUACUGUAGGGAGAAGGAGGGAGCAGGUCCUACUGUAGGGAGGAGGGAUCAGGUCCUACUGUAGGGAGAAGGAAGGGAGCAGGUCCUACUGUAGGGAGAAGGAGGAUGCAGGUACUACUGUAUGGAGAAGGAGGGAGCAGGUCCUACUGUAGGGAGAAGGAAGGGAGCAUGUCCUACUGUAGGUAGAAUGAGGGGGAGCAGACCCUACUGUAGGGAGAAGGAGGGGAGCAGGUCCUACUGUAGGGAGAAGGAGGAUGCAGGUACUACUGUAUGGAGAAGGAGGGAGCAGGUCCUACUGUAGGGAGAAGGAAGGGAGCAUGUCCUACUGUAGGUAGAAUGAGGGGGAGCAGACCCUACUGUAGGGAGAAGGAGGGGAGCAGGUCCUACUGUAGGGAGAAGGAGGGGAGCAGGCCCUACUGUAGGGAGAAGGAGGGGAGCAGGUCCUACUGUAGGGAGAAGGAAGGGAGCAGGCCCUACUGUAGGGAGAAGGAGGGUAGGAGGUCCUACUGUAGGGACAAGGAAGGGAGCAGGUCCUACUGUAGGGAGAAGGAAGGGAGUAGGCCCUACUGUAGGGAGAAGGAAGGGAGCAGGUCCUACUGUAAGGAGAAGGAGCUGAGCAGGUCAUACUGUAGGGAGAAGGAGCAGAGCAGGUCCUACUGUAGGGAGAAGGAGGGGAGCAUGCCCUACUGUAGGGAGAAGGAGGGGAGCAGGUCCUACUGUAGGGAGAAGGAAGGGAGCAGGCCCUACUGUAGGGAGAAGGAGGGUAGGAGGUCCUACUGCAAGGAGAAGGAGCUGAGCAGGUCAUACUGUAGGGAGAAGGAGCAGAGCAGGUCCUACUGUAGGGAGAAGGAGGGGAGCAUGCCCUACUGUAGGGAGAAGGAGGGGAGCAGGUCCUACUGUAGGGAGAAGGAAGGGAGCAGGCCCUACUGUAGGGAGAAGGAGGGUAGGAGGUCCUACUGUAGGGAGAAGGAAGGGUGCAGGUCCUACUGUAGGGAGAAGGAAGGGAGUAGGCCCUACUGUAGGGAGAAGGAAGGGAGCGGGUCCUACUGUAGGGAGAAGGAAGGGAGCAGGUCCUACUGUAUGGAGAAGGAAGGGAGCAGGUCCUACUGUAGGGAGAAGGAAGGAGCAGGUCCUACCUUAUGGAGAAGGAAGGGAGCAGGUCCUACUGUAGGGAGGAGGGAUCAGGUCCUACUGUAGGGAGAAGGAGGGAGCAGGUCCUACUGUAGGGAGAAGGAGUGAGCAGGUCCUACUGUAGGGAGAAGGAAGGGAGCAGGUCCUACUGUAGGGAGAAGGAGGGAGCAGAUCCUACUGUAGGGAGAAGGAUUUGAGCAGGCCCUACUGUAGGGAGAAGGGGGGAGCAGGUCCUACUGUAGGGAGAAGGUAGGGAGCAGGUCCUACUGUUUGGAGAAGGAAGGGAGCAGGUCCUACUGUAGGGAGAAGGAGGAAGCAGGUCCUACUGUAGGGAGAAGGAGGGAGCAGGUCCUACUGUAGGGAGAAGGAAGGGAACAGGUCCUACUGUAGGUAGAAGGAGGGGGUGCAGACCCUACUGUAGGGAGAAGGAAGGGAGCAGGUCCUUCUGUAUGGAGAAGGAAGAGAGCAGAUCCUACUGUAGGGAGAAGGAAGGGAGAAGCAGGGGAGCAGGCCCUACUAUAGUGAGACGGAAGGGAGCAGGUCCUACUGUAGGGAGAAGGAGGGAGCAGGUCAUACUGUAGGGAGAAGGAGGGAGCAGGUCCUACUGUAGGGAGAAGGAAGGAGCAGGUCCUACCUUAUGGAGAAGGAAGGGAACAGGUCCUACUGUAGGGAGAAGGAGGGAUCAGGUCCUACUGUAGGGAGAAGGAGGGAGCAGGUCCUACUAUAGGGAGAAGGAGUGAGCAGGUCCUACUGUAGGGAGAAGGAAGGGAGCAGGUCCUACUGUAGGGAGAAGGAGGGAGUAGGUCCUACUGUAGGGAGAAGGAGGGAACAGAUCCUACUGUAGGGAGAAGGAUUUGAGCAGGCCCUACUGUAGGGAGAAGGGGGGAGCAGAUCCUACUGUAGGGAGAAGGAAGGGAGCAGAUCCUACUGUAGGGAGAAGGAGGGAGCAGGUCCUACUGUAGGGAGAAGGAAGGGUGCAGACCCUACUGUAGGGAGAAGGAAGGGAGCAGGUCCUUCUGUAGGGAGAAGGAAGAGAGCAGAUCCUACUGUAGGGAGAAGGAAGGGAGAAGGAGGGGAGCAGGCCCUACUAUAGUGAGAAGGAAGGGAGAAGGAGGGAGCAGGUCCUACUGUAGGUAGAAUGAGGGGGAGCAGACCCUACUGUAGGGAGAAGGAGGGGAGCAGGUCCUACUGUAGGGAGAAGGAGGGGAGCAGGCCCUACUGUAGGGAGAAGGAGGGGAGCAGGUCCUACUGUAGGGAGAAGGAAGGGAGCAGGCCCUACUGUAGGGAGAAGGAGGAUGCAGGUCCUACUGUAGGGAGAAGGAAGGGAGCAUGUCCUACUGUAGGUAGAAUGAGGGGGAGCAGACCCUACUGUAGGGAGAAGGAGGGGAGCAGGUCCUACUGUAGGGAGAAGGAGGGGAGCAGGUCAUACUGUAGGGAGAAGGAGCAGAGCAGGUCCUACUGUAGGGAGAAGGAGGGGAGCAGCCCUACUGUAGGGAGAAGGAGGGGAGCAGGUCCUACUGUAGGGAGAAGGAAGGGAGCAGGCCCUACUGUAGGGAGAAGGAGGGUAGGAGGUCCUACUGUAGGGAGAAGGAAGGGAGCAGGUCCUACUGUAGGGAGAAGGAAGGGAGUAGGCCCUACUGUAGGGAGAAGGAAGGGAGCGGGUCAUACUGUAGGGAGAAGGAGCAGAGCAGGUCCUACUGUAGGGAGAAGGAGGGGAGCAGCCCUACUGUAGGGAGAAGGAGGGGAGCAGGUCCUACUGUAGGGAGAAGGAAGGGAGCAGGCCCUACUGUAGGGAGAAGGAGGGGAGCAGGUCAUACUGUAGGGAGAAGGAGCAGAGCAGGUCCUACUGUAGGGAGAAGGAGGGGAGCAGCCCUACUGUAGGGAGAAGGAGGGGAGCAGGUCCUACUGUAGGGAGAAGGAAGGGAGCAGGCCCUACUGUAGGGAGAAGGAGGGUAGGAGGUCCUACUGUAGGGAGAAGGAGGGAGCAGGUCCUACUGUAGGGAGAAGGAAGGGAGCAGGUCCUACUGUAGGGAGAAGGAGGAUGCAGGUACUACUGUAUGGAGAAGGAGGGAGCAGGUCCUACUGUAGGGAGAAGGAAGGGAGCAUGUCCUACUGUAGGUAGAAUGAGGGGGAGCAGACCCUACUGUAGGGAGAAGGAGGGGAGCAGGUCCUACUGUAGGGAGAAGGAGGGGAGCAGGUCAUACUGUAGGGAGAAGGAGCGGAGCAGGUCCUACUGUAGGGAGAAGGAGGGGAGCAGGCCCUACUGUAGGGAGAAGGAGGGGAGCAGGACCUACUGUAGGGAGAAGGAGGGUAGGAGGUCCUACUGAAGGGAGAAGGAAGGGAGCAGGUCCUACUGUAUGGAGAAGGAAGGGAGCAGGUCCUACUGUAGGGAGAAGGAGGGAUCAGGUCCUACUGUAGGGAGAAGGAGGAUGCAGGUCCUACUGUAGGGAGAAGGAGGGAGCAGGUCCUACUGUAGGGAGAAGGAGGGAGCAGGUCCUACUGUAGGGAGGAGGGAUCAGGUCCUACUGUAGGGAGAAGGAAGGGAGCAGGUCCUACUGUAGGGAGGAGGGAUCAGGUCCUACUGUAGGGAGAAGGAGGGAGCAGGUCCUACUGUAGGGAGAAGGAGUGAGCAGGUCCUACUGUAGGGAGAAGGAAGGGAGCAGGUCCUACUGUAGGGAGAAGGAGGGAGCAGAUCCUACUGUAGGGAGAAGGAUUUGAGCAGGCCCUACUGUAGGGAGAAGGGGGGAGCAGGUCCUACUGUAGGGAAAAGGUAGGGAGCAGGUCCUACUGUUUGGAGAAGGAAGGGAGCAGGUCCUACUGUAGGGAGAAGGAGGGAGCAGGUCCUACUGUAGGGAGAAGGAAGGGAACAGGUCCUACUGUAGGUAGAAGGAGGGGGUGCAGACCCUACUGUAGGGAGAAGGAAGGGAGCAGGUCCUUCUGUAUGGAGAAGGAAGAGAGCAGAUCCUACUGUAGGGAGAAGGAAGGGAGAAGGAGGGGAGCAGGCCCUACUAUAGUGAGACGGAAGGGAGCAGGUCCUACUGUAGGGAGAAGGAGGGAGCAGGUCAUACUGUAGGGAGAAGGAGGGAGCAGGUCCUACUGUAGGGAGAAGGAAGGAGCAGGUCCUACCUUAUGGAGAAGGAAGGGAACAGGUCCUACUGUAGGGAGAAGGAAGGGAGCAGGUCCUACUGUAGGGAGGAGGGAUCAGGUCCUACUGUAGGGAGAAGGAGGGAGCAGGUCCUACUGUAGGGAGAAGGAGUGAGCAGGUCCUACUGUAGGGAGAAGGAAGGGAGCAGGUCCUACUGUAGGGAGAAGGAGGGAGCAGAUCCUACUGUAGGGAGAAGGAUUUGAGCAGGCCCUACUGUAGGGAGAAGGGGGGAGCAGGUCCUACUGUAGGGAGAAGGUAGGGAGCAGGUCCUACUGUUUGGAGAAGGAAGGGAGCAGGUCCUACUGUAGGGAGAAGGAGGAAGCAGGUCCUACUGUAGGGAGAAGGAGGGAGCAGGUCCUACUGUAGGGAGAAGGAGUGAGCAGGUCCUACUGUAGGGAGAAGGAAGGGAGCAGGUCCUACUGUAGGGAGGAGGGAUCAGGUCCUACUGUAGGGAGAAGGAGGGAGCAGGUCCUACUGUAGGGAGAAGGAGUGAGCAGGUCCUACUGUAGGGAGAAGGAAGGGAGCAGGUCCUACUGUAGGGAGGAGGGAUCAGGUCCUACUGUAGGGAGAAGGAGGGAGCAGGUCCUACUGUAGGGAGAAGGAGUGAGCAGGUCCUACUGUAGGGAGAAGGAAGGGAGCAGGUCCUACUGUAGGGAGAAGGAGGGAGCAGAUCCUACUGUAGGGAGAAGGAUUUGAGCAGGCCCUACUGUAGGGAGAAGGGGGGAGCAGAUCCUACUGUAGGGAGAAGGAAGGGAGCAGAUCCUACUGUAGGGAGAAGGAGGGAGCAGGUCCUACUGUAGGGAGAAGGAAGGGUGCAGACCCUACUGUAGGGAGAAGGAAGGGAGCAGGUCCUUCUGUAGGGAGAAGGAAGAGAGCAGAUCCUACUGUAGGGAGAAGGAAGGGAGAAGGAGGGGAGCAGGCCCUACUAUAGUGAGAAGGAAGGGAGAAGGAGGGAGCAGGUCCUACUGUAGGUAGAAUGAGGGGGAGCAGACCCUACUGUAGGGAGAAGGAGGGGAGCAGGUCCUACUGUAGGGAGAAGGAGGGGAGCAGGCCCUACUGUAGGGAGAAGGAGGGGAGCAGGUCCUACUGUAGGGAGAAGGAAGGGAGCAGGCCCUACUGUAGGGAGAAGGAGGAUGCAGGUCCUACUGUAGGGAGAAGGAAGGGAGCAUGUCCUACUGUAGGUAGAAUGAGGGGGAGCAGACCCUACUGUAGGGAGAAGGAGGGGAGCAGGUCCUACUGUAGGGAGAAGGAGGGGAGCAGGUCAUACUGUAGUGAGAAGGAGCAGAGCAGGUCCUACUGUAGGGAGAAGGAGGGGAGCAGCCCUACUGUAGGGAGAAGGAGGGGAGCAGGUCCUACUGUAGGGAGAAGGAAGGGAGCAGGCCCUACUGUAGGGAGAAGGAGGGUAGGAGGUCCUACUGUAGGGAGAAGGAAGGGAGCAGGUCCUACUGUAGGGAGAAGGAAGGGAGCGGGUCCUUCUGUAGGGAGAAGGAAGGGAGCAGGUCCUACUGUAUGGAGAAGGAAGGGAGCAGGUCCUACUGUAGGGAGAAGGAAGGAGCAGGUCCUACCUUAUGGAGAAGGAAGGGAGCAGGUCCUACUGUAGGGAGAAGGAGGGAUCAGGUCCUACUGUAGGGAGAAGGAGGGAGCAGGUCCUACUGUAGGGAGAAGGAGUGAGCAGGUCCUACUGUAGGGAGAAGGAAGGGAGCAGGUCCUACUGUAGGGAUAAAGAGGGAGUAGGUCCUACUGUAGGGAGAAGUAGGGAGCAGAUCCUACUGUAGGGAGAAGGAUUUGAGCAGGCCCUACUGUAGGGAGAAGGGGGGAGCAGGUCCUACUGUAGGGAGAAGGAAGGGAGCAGGUCCUACUGUAGGGAGAAGGAAGGGAGCAGGUCCUACUGUAUGGAGAAGGAAGGGAGCAGGUCCUACUUUAUGGAGAAGGAAGGGAGCAGGUCCUACUGUAGGGAGAAGGAGGGGAGCAGGUCCCACUGUAGGGAGAAAGAGCACAGCAGGCCCUACUGUCGGGAGAAGGGGUGGUAGUGUGGGGGUGGUGGGAGUAGAGGGGUGUGGAUGAAUCACCAAAUGUACUGCAGUUAGUGCUAAACACGGCUGCUAGAAUCUUGACUAGAACCAACACAUUUGAUCAUAUUACUCCAGUGCUAGCCUCUCUACACUGGCUUCCUGUUCAAGCUAGGGCUGAUUUCAAAGCUUUACUGCUAACCUACAAAGCAUUACAUCUUUCUGAUUUGGUCCUGCCGUACAUUACAUUACAUUUAAGUCAUUUAGCAGACGCUCUUAUCCAGAGCGACUUACAAAUUGGUGCAUUCACCUUAUGACAUCCAGUGGAACAGCCACUUUACAAUAGUGCAUCUAAAUCUUUUAAGGGGGGGGGGGUGAGAAGGAUUACUUUAUCCUAUCCUGGGUAUUCCUUAAAGAGGUGGGGAUUCAGGUGUCUCCGGAAGGUGGUGAUUGACUCCGCUGUCCUGGCGUCGUGAGGGAGUUUGUUCCACCAUUGGGGGGCCAGAGCAGCGAACAGUUUUGACUGGGCUGAGCGGGAACUGUACUUCCUCAGUGGUAGGGAGGCGAGCAGGCCAGAGGUGGAUGAACGCAGUGCCCUUGUUUGGGUGUAGGGCCUGAUCAGAGCCUGGAGGUACUGAGGUGCCGUUCCCCUCACAGCUCCGUAGGCAAGCACCAUGGUCUUGUAGCGGAUGCGAGCUUCAACUGGAAGCCAGUGGAGAGAGCGGAGGAGCGGGGUGACGUGAGAGAACUUGGGAAGGUUGAACACCAGACGGGCUGCGGCGUUCUGGAUGAGUUGUAGGGGUUUAAUGGCAC
Oncorhynchus keta (chum salmon) is the source of this 7822-nucleotide messenger RNA. RefSeq names its product ribosome-binding protein 1-like. The record is from RefSeq and is a predicted model, not a curated record. Lineage: Eukaryota; Metazoa; Chordata; Actinopteri; Salmoniformes; Salmonidae. The transcript is spliced from 7 exons. The coding region runs from base 995 to 1921 and encodes 308 amino acids.